Molecule: messenger RNA, 936 nt
Organism: Symbiodinium sp. CCMP2592
Lineage: Eukaryota; Dinophyceae; Suessiales; Symbiodiniaceae
Source: the annotation of a GenBank genome assembly
AUGAGAAGUCUGACUUGCGUGGACAGGCUGACCUACCACAAGCCGAGCUGCGAACAAGCGGUCGCUACUGACCGUGCGCAAAAUGUGCGGGAGGUCCGUGUGCAGCGUUGGUCCAAGCAUGCCAUUCUCUCUGACCAUGACACGGCCCCGGUCGCCCCUGCUGUCGUAAUGGAAACGGGCGGAACUUCUUGCGAAGUGGUGCUGGAGCUCCCUCAGAUUUACCAUGGGCCACUUCGUUUGCCAUCUUUGCUGCUCUGCGCCUCUACGCAUCAGUCAGCUGUGCAGCUGACUGAGAAGCAUGUCAUGCGGCAAAUCGCGGGAUACUUGCAUGUGCUCAGCAUCGUGAGCUGCAGCUUCCACGGUGCUGCCCAUUCCACACUUUAUGUCACCGGGGAGCAGCAGGUCCAAAGCUUUGUGGCGAUUCCAGCCGGAUGGAACGUCUUUCUCCCCAACUUCGGGCUGCCAAAGUUAUCACACAGGGCGCCCUUGGAUAGGGAGGCAUCCAAUGUGCAGCCGUCCUUCUACGGACGUGUCGUGAUGGAGCCUGGUUCCACAAACGAGACGAGGAGCCUUGCUUGUGGUGAGUUGGCAGCAACUCCGCAGGUUGAGAGUUUGGCCCUCUUAGUUGAGCGGGGCCUGUGUACCUUUCGGCACAAGGCUACAAACGCAUUCAACGCUGGCUACAAAGCACUUUUGGUCUCCAACACGAUCCUUGGCUUGGCCAAGGUUCCCGACAUGACGGCAGGGAGUGAGGUGGAUGACCGAGCUGUCGAAAUCCCGGCAUGGUCCAUUGAUCUUUCUGAUGGACAGGCGCUGCGUAACUGGAUCUUAGCAGAUGCCAGGCUUGUGAUUCAGGUGAGCGACUCGCCAAGACGGCCAAACUUAGGUCCUUUCCAAGAAGAUGUAUUCGGUUUACGGCAGGUGUUCUCCAAAUGA